AUGGCUUCUUCAAGGGUGCAACUCCUGUUACUCUCGUUCAUAUGGUUUUUCUUGCUUGGCCAUAAUGAGGUUGCUGCAAACUGGGGAUUAUCUCCAGAAGAAGAAUUGAGAUUCAAGCAGCAACUCACAAGUCUUGACAAGUCUGCAGUUAAAAGCAUCCAUGAAGGUGGAGACAUAUACGACUGUGUUGAUUUCUACAAACAACCUGGUUUUAGUCAUCCCUUUUGGCAGAAUACUACGUAUCAGACAAAACGUAAAUUAUUUAUGCAAGGAUUGCGGAGUACAGCAAAAUUACCAUUGAAUAUUGGACUAAAAGAUGGAGGUUGUCCUUAUGGAACAGUUCCGAUUAAGAGAAUUGGUAAAGAUGAAUUACAUUCAGAAUUAUAUCCCUCAAAUCUAGAGGACGAGCCCGGACAUCAUUAUGCAGUACUUCAAACAAAACCUGAUCCAAAUAGGAUGUUGGAGGGAACUGAAUCGUACUUCGGAUUAUAUAACCCCAAAGGUGUUAGUGGAACCCAAUUUAGCUCAUUCCGCUUGAAAAUUUCAAAUGGUGGUGAUAGCAUAAAAGCAGGAUUCAUGGUGUAUCCAUUGCUAUUCAAAGAUACCAAAACUCGAUUGUUUGCUCAUGUUAUGGUGGAUAAAAAAAUGCAGUGUUAUAAUCAAGAGUGUCCAGGAUAUGUACAAAACAGUCCUCGGAUACCUCUCGGUUGGCCAAUCAAGCAUACUUCAGUUGUAGGAGGACACCAAUAUGCCAUAAGAUUGCAGAUCAGUAAGCAAUAUAUACGCACGGGGCCGAAUUCAACGGAAUAUAUAUGGUCGCUACAAUUUCAUGAUGAUUGGUACACAUACGUAGGAAUGUGGCCAGCAGCAAUGUUUGGAAGUUUAUAUAAUGUUGGAAACCAAGCAGAUUGGGGUGGAGAAGUUUACAGUCCACCUGACCAACCAAGUCCACCUAUGGGUACUGGCAUUCUUCCAAAACCCAAUGGAGACUCAAGAUAUGCACAUAGUCGUGGUAUUGGUAUUUCAUAUCCGAAUACGAGAUCACUAUAUGUGAACCCAAAUGAUACAGUUCUAUAUGCAUCGGAUCCAAAGUUUUACAAUGUCAUGGAUCGCGGAUAUAUGAAUGACAAUUGGGGACGGAUGAUUUUAUACGAUGGUCCGGGUGGAAUUAAAGGAGCUUGA
Carya illinoinensis is the source of this 1182-nucleotide messenger RNA. RefSeq lists its product as uncharacterized. The transcript has 7 exons. The coding region runs from base 1 to 1182 and encodes 393 amino acids. The record is from RefSeq and is a predicted model, not a curated record. Lineage: Eukaryota; Viridiplantae; Streptophyta; Magnoliopsida; Fagales; Juglandaceae.